This is a messenger RNA of Rosa chinensis, 2103 nucleotides long. RefSeq names its product disease resistance protein RPM1. The record is from RefSeq and is a predicted model, not a curated record. NCBI's taxonomy places the organism in Eukaryota, Viridiplantae, Streptophyta, Magnoliopsida, Rosales, Rosaceae. Gene Ontology annotation, biological process: defense response to other organism. The transcript has 3 exons. Bases 1 to 2103 code for a protein of 700 amino acids. Gene Ontology annotation, molecular function: ADP binding.
AUGAUAAUAACUAGUCGUAAUUCUAGUGUCGUCUCGUUUCUCUCCCCCAAGUAUAUCCAUGAUUUGAGUAGUGGGUUGUCACUUGAAGCGGCCAAGAAUCUAUUCACCAGGAAGGUUCUCCGAAAUCAUCUAGGAAAUUUGCAACCCGAGGUGGAGGAGUGCAUUGAUAAAAUUCUUCAAUGUUGCGGGAACCAGCCCUUUGCAAUUUCAGCGGUUAGUAGUUUGCUAACUGAGAAGCCACAAACUCGAGCAGAGUGGGAGGAUAUUUAUAACAAUCUUGGAUCUAAAACUGGACCGGGCUCUAUUCUUGAAAUUGUUAGCAAUAUUUUGCAGCCGAGUUUUAUGGAUCUUCCGAACCAUCUUAAAUCAUGUUUUCUGUACUUGAGCAUUUUUCCUCCCAACUAUGUCAUCCAGCGUGAGAGGCUAAUUCACUUAUGGGUUGCGGAAGGACUUGCGGAACUGUCGUCUCUUUUCUCUCCCCCCAAGUAUAUCCAUGAUUUGAGUAGUGGGUUGUCACCUGAAGCGGCCAAGAAUCUAUUCACCAGGAAGGUUCUCCAGAAUCAUCUAGGAAAUUUGCAACCCGAGGUGGAGGAGUGUACUGAUAAAAUUCUUCAAUGGUGCAGGAACCAACCCUUUGCAAUUUCAGCAGUCGGUAGUUUGCUAGCAGAGAAGCCACAAACUCAAGCAGAGUGGGAGGAUAUUUAUAACAAUCUUGGAUCUAAAACUGGACCGGGCUUUAUUCUUGAAAUUGUUAGCAAUAUUUUGCAGUCGAGUUUUAUGGAUAUUCUGAACCAUCUUAAAUCCUGUUUUCUGUACUUGAGCAUUUUUCCUCCCAACUAUACCAUCCAGCAUGAGAAGCUAAUUCACUUAUGGGUUGCGGAAGGACUUGCGGAACGUUAUGCCCGCUCUCUUACGAUGGAGCAUGUUGCACAAAGUUAUUUGAAUGAACUUAUCUCCAGAAAUCUGGUUCUUGCCACUGAAAGAGAAAUCAAUGGACAACUACAGAGUUGUUGUGUUGUUUUGCACCAUGUCUGUGAUUACAUCCUUUCAAAAGAGGAGAAUUUCAUUACCGUUUUGGAGUCUGACCCGAACCAGAGGACUAGGCCAGCAUUUGAGAAAAUUCGACGCCUUUCAAUGUUAAAAGCUGAUUGUGGUCUCAGUCUCUUGAAGUACUUGAGUUUGCGGGGAUCAAGGAAUACAACAGUUCCAAAGUCCAUAAGAAAGUAUCAAUGCUUGGAGACCUUAGUUCUUGAAGACACCAUGGUGAUCAAAUUGCUAGAAAAAGAGAUGUGUGUACUCCAGAAUCUGCGCCAUUUUUCAGUCUCGUCUAAUCAUAUUGGCGGAGUGAUGUUAUUGGCUGGCAAUAUUAAAGCUUUAUCUUCCAUACACGGGUUGUCACUGAUUAAGGUGAAAAACAACAGAACAAUCAUAAAAGCCUUGGGAGAGUUGAAACAUGUUAGGAAUUUGGUAUUGGUAGAUCUUGAAACACAAGAUGGAAAAGAACUAUGUACUGCCCUUGAGGAAAUGAAGCAUCUUUCGACACUUGAUAUAAGAGCAGAACGCCUGGAGUUCCUUGAUUUGGAUCAUAUGCGAACCCCUCCUCAUUAUCUCCAGGGUCUACAUUUGGAAGGACGCCUAGAAGGGCUACCUAAGUGGAUUCUCCAGCUUAGUAGGCUAGAGAAGAUUGGUUUACAUGGUUCAGAGCUGAGGGCUAACGUUAACCCACUUGAGCUCCUUCAAGCUCUGCCUUAUCUGCUUGAGCUUGACUUGGUGGACUAUUACAAAGGGGAAAAGUUGAUAUUCACAGCUGGUACAUUCAAGCGUCUAAUGAUAUUAAAAAUGGAACAAUUUACUGAGCUGAAUUCCAUUUCAUUUGACGACGGAGCAAUGCCGCGGCUUAGGGAGCUAACCAUCUCUAGAUGUCCGAAUCUGAGUUCUCUUCCAAAUGGCAUUCGUGGUCUUAGUUCACUCUACAAGCUGGAUCUGGAUUACAUGCCCCAUAAACUUAUUCAAUUGUCCGCACCGUCAGAUGGUCCAGCAUAUUCCUGUCUCCAAUUUUACAAGGAAGAGUUUUCUGGCGAUGUUCAUGCGUUACCUUUUUGA